Trichobilharzia szidati is the source of this 310-nucleotide messenger RNA. Lineage: Eukaryota; Metazoa; Platyhelminthes; Trematoda; Strigeidida; Schistosomatidae. The record is from the annotation of a GenBank genome assembly.
CCAGCGUUAAUCGUACACGAAGAAGGCAUUAUACACUUCCAUCGAAUUCUCUAUCAAUCUCAUCCCCGUCUACAUCGUUGUCAUUAGCAACAGCUGAUAAACAACAACAACAGCAACAACACCGUGAAGACACUGGAAAUACUUUAAAUAAUAAUAAUCAAACUGAAAUUUCUAUAAAUGUUAAUCAUAAAUUAAACAAUACACAAAUAUUUAGUGGUGAAAGUGAUAUAAGCCAGUUUAGACCAUACUCUAAAAAUGAAAAUACUUUUAAUGUUGAUGGUUUAGAUACUCAACGAAUCAAUAAGAUUGA